AUGCACUCCUCAAAGCUCAUAUCCCCAGAUGAGCUGCUUCUAGCGUCAGACGUGCUUCUGGAGGCCGUUUACGCCAAUACAAAGCUCGAUUUUCUUCUUCGAAAUACCCAAAAGAAGAUAGACCCAAAGCCUCAAGUGAAGCAAUCCACUGAUCUUGUCAAGGUUGACAAUUCCAUGGAGAUCGAACAAAAACAGCAAAUCCAACCUUGCAAUACUCUACGAAAAGUGCUAUUGGGUGCACACGACGGCUGGGUCCGUUCCUUAGCUAUAGAUCCAGUCACCAAUGCAUGGUUCGUUUCUGGAGGAGGAGAUAGCAAAAUCAAGAUAUGGAACUUGGCUUCGGGAACGCUAAAAGCGACUCUUCCAGGGCACAUUAUGUCUGUGAGAGCACUUCAGGUGUCGAAAAGGUACCCAUACCUCUUUUCAGGUGCAGAGGAUAAAACAGUCAGAUGCUGGGAUCUCGAAAGAACUAAUUCACCCGCAGGAUGCCAAAUCAGAAACUACCAUGGCCACGUUGGAGGUGUUUACGCUAUGGAUCUACAUCCAGAACUCGAUCUUCUUUUUACUGGUGGAAGAGAUGCUGCUAUCAGGGUCUGGGAUAUUCGAAGCCGAACUCAGAUUAUGGUUCUUACGGGACAUAGAGGAGAUGUUUCGAGCAUUGUCUCGCAGAUUGGUGAUCCUCAAAUAUGCUCUUCGUCCAUGGAUGGAACUGUCAGAUUAUGGGAUAUCCGGAAACAGAAAACUCACUUGACUCUAACACAGCACCGCAAGUCGGUUCGUCUGUUGAUAAUGCACCCUCACGAAAUGACCAUGGCAUCUUGCGACUCCACCGGAAGCAUCAAACAAUGGCUCCUUCCAGGUGGAGAGCUCCUCAAUGAAUUUGGUGAAACAGGCACCGAAACCAUGUCUCCAGUCAUCAACACACUCGCUUUGAACCCUGCCUCUAAUGAACUUUUUGCAGGUCACGGUGACGGCAGAAUGGCGUUUUACGAUUACGAAACCGGACAGAACUUGUCCACUAUUCCUCCAAAGCCUGCCACAGCAGACGAAACUUGUACUAUAUAUACUGCUGCCUACGACAUGCUGGGAUUGCAGCAUUAA
This is a messenger RNA of Candidozyma duobushaemuli, 1101 nucleotides long. RefSeq names its product mRNA splicing protein. Gene Ontology annotation, molecular function: protein binding. Gene Ontology annotation, biological process: mRNA splicing, via spliceosome. NCBI's taxonomy places the organism in Eukaryota, Fungi, Ascomycota, Pichiomycetes, Serinales, Metschnikowiaceae. The transcript is spliced from 2 exons. Gene Ontology annotation, cellular component: catalytic step 2 spliceosome; precatalytic spliceosome; Prp19 complex. The record is from RefSeq and is a predicted model, not a curated record. The coding region runs from base 1 to 1101 and encodes 366 amino acids.